Molecule: messenger RNA, 939 nt
Organism: Branchiostoma floridae (Florida lancelet)
Lineage: Eukaryota; Metazoa; Chordata; Leptocardii; Amphioxiformes; Branchiostomatidae
Exons: 3
Source: RefSeq, a predicted model, not a curated record
CAUUUCUCUUUUAUUUACACGCUAACAAGUACAAUGCCAGUCUUAUGUGCUGUAUAUGGCUGUGGUAACAAUUCCCAACGAGACAAGGAAUACAGCUUUUUCAGAAUUCCCAAAAUAAUUGAAAAUCAAGGGGAGAAAACGAGAGUGCUGUCGGAGGAAAGGCGGACUCAAUGGCUUGCGAACAUUAACAGAGCGGACCUAAACGAGCAAAAGUGCUCAUACUCACGAGUAUGUAGCAAACAUUUCGUCUCAAGGAAACCUGCUGACCUGUAUGCAUGUACUGACCCAGAUUGGGUGCCUACACAACAUCUUGGGCACAACAAAGUCAGGGCCUUGGACAUCAGCAUUGGACUGGCCCGCAAUGAUAGGUUGUCAGCAAGAAACAGCAUAAAGCGAAGAAAAAUUGAGGAAGAAGAUCAUUCAACAAACGUCAUUGAUCCACCUUGCCCACCUGUGUCACCGGAUGAACCAACUAAGUGUGAUGUAGGAUGCCAGACCGACAUGACGGGGGAGGAGAUUGACAGGAUGAAGUUUACCGUCAACUAUCUUUCUGAACAACAAGACCAACUCAAGACACAGCUCCUAGCACAUCAGUUACAUGAGGGUAGUUUUAGUAAUGGGGGGGAUGAUAAAGUUAGAUUUUUCACUGGUUUGCCAAAUUUUCUCAUAUUGAUGAAUGUAUUCCAGCUUGUUGUGUCUCAUGUUAAGUGUACGUCUCGCAAUGUAAUCUCUCCUUUUCAGCAGUUCAUUUUAGUUUUGAUGAGGCUCAGACUUGCUCUUUCUCUUCAAGAUCUGUCUUACCGUUUUGGUAUUUCUUUGUCCACAACAUGUAGAAUUUUUGACAAAUGGAUUUCUGUUAUGAAUAACCGUCUCAGUUUUCUUAUUCUUUGGCCACAACGUGAUGUACUUAGGAAAACCAUGCCCACAGUUUUUAAACAA